CAAGGAUGUGACCAGUCAGUGACAUAAUGUCGCUGCUUUAUGAAGUUGAGACAUGCGAAAAGCCAUUACCAAGAUUUUUUUUCAUUACUAUCUUUGGUUUUAGACAGAAUUUACUCAAGGUAUUGAUUUUCUUUAGAAACAAGGAACAAUUCCUUUUUUACAGGUCCCUGAAAAGUGGAACCGAUUUCUACAGACUUUUCUUGGUAAUUCUAGUUGAUUUUGUUUCAGCUAUAAGUAUUGGUGUUCUUUGGUUUUUGAUUUGCCAUUGCGAAAAUGAAGAAUAAGUACAGUCCUCUUUCAGACUCUGACGAGUCUUUCAAAACGCUCAUUGAUGAGAAAUCAGAUAUACAUUCUUCAGAGGGUACGCCUCCUCCGUAUUCAGCUCCGAACAAAUUUAUUGAUUUAGAAAUGGCUGAUGGAUCUGCUCAGCAUUCUGCCCAAGAGUCCACUAACAACGCUGGGUCGGAUUCGAGAUAUUCGAAGUGGAUUCGAAUAGCUAUCUUCUUUUUUUUGCAUCUUUUGUCAAUGUCUCUAAUUCCUAAAGAAUGGUUCAAGCAAACUGGUACAGUGCUAUCCAACAUGUGUGCCAACAUGUGUGUCGCAGUAAUAUGUACGGCUUCUCUGAAUGCCCCUUGCUAUUCCGUGUAUUAUUUUGUAAAGAAGGUAAUAGGAUUUGAAAAGAUGGACAAAGGGUUUUUCUAUUUUGUUUGCAUUGUUAACGUUGCCGUGUUUGUUUUAUUUUGGAGUACGACGGAUACGCGACAAUUUCGAAUAUUCAUUGCUGCUUCAGGAAACUUCAUGGGAAACAUGGUGAAUGACAUGGGAAAUGGCAUGCGAAGCAUACCAAACGGCAUAAGAAAUGCUGCGAAUUAUGUUCGACCGACAGAUCCAGAAAAUGAAGCACCUCAAAACGAAGAAAUUGAGCUUCAACCUUUUGCUGGGCAAAGCGCUGAAGUUUGAGUUUUAACGAAUCUUCUCCAUCCCUCCUAUAAAUCACAUUUUCGUUGGAAGCAUUCAUAUCAAUUGCAAUCCCUCGAGUUUCUGUAUUCUUGUCCACAAAAGUAAGCACAGCUUCAUUCGGCAGGUUGGAUUGUUUUUCACGUUCAUUCUUUUAUGUAUUUAAGAAUUCGUCUCGCAAUAGUGUUAUUUAUGAAUCGUUCAUUUUCUUUCUGAUGAACAUCCUUUGUUAAUGCAACCUUUUUAAUGAUUGUUUAAUUGUUAUGACAAUAAUUUUGCAAAAUAAUCAACCGAUUCUAACUCAAAACUGUGCGGUGUAAUCACAUGUCUUUCAUGAUUUGUAGGGAACGAGUGAUUGCCUUACCGUCAAUGUUAAAUUUCAUUUACAGCAUAGCAAGCACAAAUCUUUCAACUGAACGAUCCGACUUUUGUAGCCUAAUGAAUCAAAUUGUCGUCUACUUAGAGAGUCAAAUAAAUGAAUUGAAACACGAAUUAUCAG
This is a messenger RNA of Schizosaccharomyces octosporus yFS286, 1456 nucleotides long. RefSeq lists its product as uncharacterized. The transcript has 5 exons. The record is from RefSeq and is a predicted model, not a curated record. NCBI's taxonomy places the organism in Eukaryota, Fungi, Ascomycota, Schizosaccharomycetes, Schizosaccharomycetales, Schizosaccharomycetaceae. The coding region runs from base 274 to 960 and encodes 228 amino acids.